AGGAAGGGCAGCUUGACCUUGGAAGAGUGGGGCAGGGGUCCUGCCGCGGGUCCUUCCGGGGGUGACAUUCAGCGGGCCGUUCGGGGAGACGGACCUUCCACCUUAGACCAUGGCGAAGUUCGUCCGUAACUUCGUAGAGAAGGCUCCGGCGCUGGCAACCGCUGCCGUGACUUACUCGAAGCCUCGAUUGGCCACAUUUUGGCAGUACGCCAAGGUUGAGCUGGUUCCCCCAACCCCUGCUGAAAUCCCUACAGCUAUUCAGAGCAUAAAAAAAAUAAUUGAAAGUGCUAAAACUGGUAGCUUCAAACAGCUUACAGUUAAGGAAGCUGUUUUGAAUGGCUUGGUGGCCACUGAGGUGUGGAUGUGGUUUUAUGUCGGAGAGAUCAUAGGCAAACGUGGUAUUGUCGGCUAUGAUGUUUGAAGACCAAUUUUUAAUAUCUGAUUUUGAGCUCUUACUUGGGUAUUCUUGGACCAUGUGUAAUGAGACUGCUAUCCAAAUAAAGUACUAGCUGUGAA
Acomys russatus (golden spiny mouse) is the source of this 516-nucleotide messenger RNA. It is a transcript of the gene Atp5mg, whose product is annotated as ATP synthase membrane subunit g. Gene Ontology annotation, biological process: proton motive force-driven ATP synthesis. The record is from RefSeq and is a predicted model, not a curated record. The transcript is spliced from 3 exons. Bases 110 to 421 code for a protein of 103 amino acids. Lineage: Eukaryota; Metazoa; Chordata; Mammalia; Rodentia; Muridae. Gene Ontology annotation, molecular function: proton transmembrane transporter activity.